UGUGAUAAACUCGCAAGUGUUUGAACUUUGUAUUAUAAUUUAAUAUAACUAAACGCCUUAAUAUAAUUAUUACAUUUAAUACAAAAUAUGUCUUCCUUGUGCAAUUUACUGAAGCAAGUCCAAAAGACAUCAUCGGUUUUAAAGAUUCCUAUUCGUAAUCUGAACUUAUUGGAAUACCAAAGCAAACACUUGCUAAGGGAAAAUGGAGUUGCUGUGCAAGACUUUUGCAUGAUCGAUGCUUCAGGUGACAAAGAACUUGAAAAAUUCAAUGUUAAAGAAUACGUUAUUAAAGCGCAAAUCCUUGCUGGCGGCCGUGGUAAAGGCCAUUUCUCAAAUGGUUAUAAAGGGGGUGUUAAAAUUACUGAAAAGAGAGAUGAAAUUAAAGGGAUUGUUAACAACAUGCUUGGUCAUAAGUUGAUCACCAAACAGACCCCCAAGGAUGGUAUUUUGGUUAAGAAAAUUAUGGUUGCUGAGAGUGUGAAUAUCAUGAGAGAAACUUAUGUUUGCAUCGUUUUGGAUCGAUCACAGAAUGGUCCUGUUAUCAUUGCCUCCCCAGCUGGUGGUAUGGACAUUGAAGGUGUUGCUGAGAAAACGCCUCACUUGAUCAAGAACCUUCCAAUUGAUAUCUUUGAGGGUAUCACAGAUAGCAUGGCAAAUGACAUUGCUACAUUUUUGGAGUUCAAAGGUGACACAAAACCAAAAGCAGCUCAUGAGAUCAAGAAACUGUGGGAAUUGUUCAAGAAAGUUGAUGCCACUCAGAUUGAAAUCAACCCAUUGGUGGAAACUGAUGAUGGAAAAGUCGUUUCAGUGGACGCCAAACUGAAUUUUGAUGAUAACGCCAAGUUCAGGCAAAAGGACAUCUUUGCAAUGGAUGAUGAAUCAGAGAGUGACCCCAGAGAGGUUGAAGCAGCUAAAUACAAUUUGAAUUACAUUGGAAUGGGUGGAAACAUUGGGUGCUUGGUUAAUGGUGCUGGUUUAGCGAUGGCCACCAUGGAUAUCAUUAAAUUGUAUGGAGGUGAUCCAGCGAAUUUCUUAGAUGUUGGUGGUAGCGUAAAGGAGGACCAGGUCAAGAAAGCAUUUGAAUUAUUAACCAAAGACAAGAAAGUCCAAUCUAUUUUGGUUAACGUGUUUGGUGGAAUUGUGAACUGCGCCACAAUUGCAAACGGCAUUGUAAGUGCCUGUAAAUCUAUGAAAUUGGAGAUUCCAUUAGUUGUACGUUUAGAAGGGACCAAUGUUGAUGAAGCAAAGAGAAUUAUCAAGGAAUCUGGACUUCCUAUCUUAGCUGCUGAGCAUUUAGACGAUGCCGCGCAAAAAGCAGUUAAAAGUGUACAAUAAUAACAUACUCUAUCUACUCCAGCCAAUUAUUUAAGUACCUCAAAUAACAUUUUUAUACAAGAUACAUUUUUUAUACUGUUGUUGUUGUUUCUAAAAUGAGAAAAUAUUUA
Nicrophorus vespilloides is the source of this 1445-nucleotide messenger RNA. It is a transcript of the gene ScsbetaG, whose product is annotated as succinyl-CoA ligase [GDP-forming] subunit beta, mitochondrial. The transcript has 5 exons. Gene Ontology annotation, biological process: succinyl-CoA metabolic process; tricarboxylic acid cycle. The coding region runs from base 88 to 1335 and encodes 415 amino acids. Gene Ontology annotation, molecular function: succinate-CoA ligase (GDP-forming) activity; ATP binding. Gene Ontology annotation, cellular component: mitochondrion; succinate-CoA ligase complex. NCBI's taxonomy places the organism in Eukaryota, Metazoa, Arthropoda, Insecta, Coleoptera, Silphidae. The record is from RefSeq and is a predicted model, not a curated record.